Molecule: messenger RNA, 2864 nt
Organism: Papaver somniferum (opium poppy)
Lineage: Eukaryota; Viridiplantae; Streptophyta; Magnoliopsida; Ranunculales; Papaveraceae
Product: glycine-rich RNA-binding protein RZ1C-like
Exons: 2
Coding region: 1784-2647 (287 amino acids)
Molecular function (GO): zinc ion binding; RNA binding
Source: RefSeq, a predicted model, not a curated record
AUUUUCUUUUUCAGGGGUGUUUUUCCUUGAAAAAAAUUAAGAUUCCAGGUAUUAAUGUUGUUAUAACAGCUAUUUUGAUUUUGAUAUUGAUUAAUUUUUCCUGUUUUUUCUUUUGGGUUUUUGUGGGAAUGCUGGUUAUGGUGUUUUGAGAUGCCUUUGAUUGGUUUCUUGAGAGAAACUGAAUUACAUCGAGUUGCCGAAGCUCGAUUUCGUUUGUUGUGGUUAUGUUUGUGAAUCAGUUGGCAUGUUUCUUGAGAUGCUUGCGCGCCUUCAGAUAUAACACAUGUCAGAAGAUGAUUAUCUAGAGUCUAGAUUUGUUUCCUGAUAAGAAUAUUGCGGAUGCAGUUAAACACAGCUGUGUAGUUCAGUUGUGGUUGUUGUGUAGUGUAUCAGAUCAGAUGGUUUUUUUUUGAGAUGGUUGCGCUUAUGCAGUUAAACGGACACCUAUUUGUUGAUAAUUUUGUUUUCAAAAUCAGGCAGCAGGAAGAGGAUGUAAAAUUUGUUUGUUUAGUGAUAUUAGCAUUUUGAAAGACAAAUAGAAUGGGGGCGUUUUUUGAGAAAAAAUGUGCAAAACCUGCUAGAAGAUGAUAUGAUAGAUAGAGGAGCCAGUUAAGGUGGUUUGAGAAUGCCCAUGUCGAAGUUUAUCAGGAUAACUAAGUGAUAAAUUGAUGAUACCGGCCUUUGAUUGACAGUAGCUUUAGGAAGAAUUUAAUGUACGCAGGUGCUUUGAAGCACUAGCCGCCAAUGAACAUGUUUGCUCGCUUGGUUGGUUCAUGUUACUGUGAAUCAGUUUAUGUAUGUGUUUUCUUGAGCUGCGGUAGUUCAUUAAGAUAUUAGUGCCCAAGUACUACUCCAGUUAGCCUUGUUGCUGAUGAUUGGUUAGUGAUCGAAGAAGUGUUGUGUUUAACCAGCCAUGUAAAUUAUGCUCUCUUCAUUCUUAACUGGUCGGAUUAGUUUGAGGCCCUUGUUACAACCUAGGACCCUGUUCCGUCGAUAACGCGUUAUCUUCUACAGUCAGUAGAGCUGCCAUCGAAAAUCAACUCAGUACAUUUUGAGAUGCCUUAGAUCGGUUCCUUGUGAGAAACUGAAUUACUUGCCGAAGCUCGAUUUCAUCGGUUGUGGUUAUGUUUGUGUGUCAGAUGGCAUGUUUUUUGAGUUGCUUGUCGCCUUCGAACAACUCAUAUCAGAAGAUAAUUAUUUAGCCUCUAGAUAUGUUUCCUGAUUAGAAUAUUGCAGCUGCAGUUAAACGCUUCUGUUCAGUUCAGUUCAGUUGUUGAUGUGUAGUGUAUCAUCAGACGGUUUAUUUUCUGUGAUGGUUGCGCUUUGGACACACAUGUCAGAGGCUGAUGUUUAGAGUCUAGAUAUAUUCUUGAUAAGAACACACAGAUGCAGUUAAACAGAAGCUGUUCUAGAUAGUUGAUAAUUUAGUUUUCAAAACCAGGCAACAAGAUGAGGAUGCUAAAAUUGUUUGUUACUGAUAUUAGCAUUUUGAAAGACAGACAGAAUGGGGGGGAUUUUCAGAAAAAUUGUAACAAGACCUGUUAGGAGAUGAAAAGAUAGAUGGAUAGAGAAGCCUGUUAAAGUGGUUUAAUAAUGUCGAUGUUGAAGUAUAUCAGGAAGAGUAAGUGAAAAAUUAAUGAUACCGGCCUAUGAUUAACCGCAGCUUUAGGAAGAAUUUAACGUACACAGGUGCUUUGGGAAGCAUAGCAGCCCAAUUCGUACUGGAUGGGUAUUCUGGGUUCAGUGGGAAUUUGAGAUCUGAGCAUAGUAAGUCAGAUUACAGAUGUGCAAUUCUGCAGAAAUUGUGGUUUUGAGUAAGAACACUCACUAUUGCUUUAAUGAUCUUAUUGCGUUUUACCUGAUCAUGUUGGACAGAGAUACAAAUCGUCCCCGAGGUUUUGGAUUUGUAACUUUUGCUGAUCUACGUGGAAUGGAUGAUGCCAUCAGAGAGAUGCAUGGCAGGGAACUUGGUGAACGUGUUAUAUCAGUCAACAAAGCCCAGCCUAGGAGUGGUGGUGGUGGAGGUGGUGGUCGUGAUGACCAUGGUUAUGGCGGGGGAUACUCCUCAGGUGGCAGAGGUGGCAGUUUUGGUGGUGAUAGGGGAGGUCCAGGGGGAUCCGACUGCUUUAAGUGUGGGCGACCAGGGCAUUGGGCUCGAGAAUGUCCUUCAGCUGGUGGAGGAGGUGCAGGUGGAAGAUUUCCUUCACGUUCUAGAUUCAGUGGUAGUGGCGGCGGCCGUGGAGAUCGCUUUGGAGGAGAUCGCUAUGGGGAUCGGUACAUGGAUGAUAGGUAUGAUGGUGGACGUUAUGGUGACAGGGAUCGUGUUGAUAGCAGAGACAGCAAGUAUGGAGGGCGUGACCGUUAUGCUGGUGGGGACAGGUACCCAGCUGCUGGGGGAGAUCGUUUUGGAGGUAGUGAUCGUUAUGGAGCUUCAGAUCGGUACCCUCAGAAUGGCUACAGCAAAGACAGGGCAUAUGAUAGAGAUGCAGCCCCAAGGACUGGUGGUGGCGCUGCUGGUGGUGGUAGCGAUAGGUAUGGAAGUGGAGGGCCAACACGUUAUGAGGGAGGAAGUUACAGGGACAGGGCUGGUCCUUAUGAUCGCCCGAGCAGGGGAGCACGACCUUCAUCCUACGAAGACCGCUACUGAGGUAUACUAGUUGCAUGAUUUUGUUUAGGUUGAGACAAGUUAGGAUGUUUGGUCUGUGUUGGUAUAUGUUAAAAGUUUACUGUAGUCUUUAACUUUCAUUUAGUCAUUUGCCAAUGCACUUACUUCAGAUUUAGAUCGUUACGCUUAUAAGUAAUAUCGAAUAAUCAAAUUAUGUUCAUCAAGUUAUCUCAGGAAAACCAAAAUUUGUUGUUCAAAA